Messenger RNA from Polyodon spathula (Mississippi paddlefish), 3416 nucleotides. RefSeq names its product RUN and SH3 domain containing 1 (gene rusc1). Gene Ontology annotation, cellular component: cytoplasmic vesicle. The transcript is spliced from 7 exons. Bases 363 to 3416 code for a protein of 1017 amino acids. Lineage: Eukaryota; Metazoa; Chordata; Actinopteri; Acipenseriformes; Polyodontidae. The record is from RefSeq and is a predicted model, not a curated record.
CAAUCUGUCCUUAAAAUACUCACCUGAGCCCUCCUCUAUCUGAGUGACUCACCUGAUACCCCUGUACCUGAGUCAAUCUGUCCUUAAAAUACUCACCUGAGCCCUCCUCUAUCUGAGUGACUCACCUGAUACCCCUGUACCUGAGUCAAUCUGUCCUUAAAAUACUCACCUGAGCCCUCCUCUAUCUGAGUGACUCACCUGAUACCCCUGUGCUUGAUCUCACCUGCACCAGAGUCGGUCUGCCCCUGAAAGACUCACCUGAGCUCUCCUGUGAUAGAAAGAGAGAGCUGGGAUCCCACACAGCCCCUCAACCAGCACGCCAUUCAGUGAAGAGUGGAGCUCGCCCUCGCCAAUCAUCCGACAUGCUCUCGUCUGCCCUGCUGGACAACCGGAAAUGGGCGGGAAAGGAGGAGCCGGAAAAGCAGGAGCGCCGGGAAGCAAACGGGAACGCCGCUCCUGGGGCGACUUCCACAGGGAAGAAAACGAGGCCAGAGACGACCAAAGAAGACAACAACAACAACAGGAACCACAGCGCCGGAGAUCUGGAGCGCCGCAGGGAGGAAGUGAGGUCGCCAGGGACCUGUCGCCACCACGAGGAGAACGGCAACGGCGACGGGAUCUGCGAACCGGAAGUGGACGCCAACUGCAACGACCCUUCCCUGCAGUGCCGGUGCUGCAGAGAGCAUUCCCCGCCGGGGGAACCGGGGAAAAAGACGCCCCCGGAAACAACCCUGGAUGAGCGGGGAGGGCAGGAGCAGCCGGGGUCCCUGCAGCCCCCCUGCUCGUGUGAGGAGCUCCCGCAGUCUCCUCUGGAGUUCACCCUCUCCAGCUUUGGCUCCUCCUCUUCCUCCUCGAUCAGCAGCUGCUCCAACUUCGAAUCCGACUCCAAUCCCGAGUUCCCGGGGGACUCCCGGCAGGAUGUGGGGGGCGGCGUCCUCUCACCGGAUUCCUGGAGGCAGCCCGAUAUCGUCCCCCUGGAGCAGGGCGUGGAGUCGAGGUGCUUGGAGAAGACCGAGACGCAGCAGGAGGGCCUUUCCGAAGUCUUUAUUCCCUGCUCUUCACCGGAUGAAGGCUACCCUUCCGGGCGCUGCUCCCGUUCCUCGUCAUUCCCGGAGCUGGGGGAUGGGGAGGGGGAGGAGCUCCCGGAUUCCCUGGCUGGCAGCCCGGAUGAGGACAACGACAGGAAUUACCAGCCUUCCUCCGGAUUGUCCUCCAGCGGCGCCUCUCCCUGCUCCGAGCCAGAGAGCGGGGACGGGAGCAAGCCAGCCCGGAGCUCUCCUCCCAACCAGUCCUUUUCCUUCUACUCCUCCCCCAGCCCCCUGUCCCAAAUUCAUGGGAUUCCCGGCAACACUCCCAAUAACAUUCCCAAACUGGAAAAAGCGGACGAUCCCAGCUCCCAAAUCGGAUGGACCGCAGACCGAAAGCAAGCUGUCCCGAUCCCUCCCGAUCGCUCCGGCACCGGAACCGCGCCGAGGACCGGCCGAAUUCCCAAUAUUCCAGGCGUCGUUAUUAAGAACGAGGAGGAGGUCACCGAUCUGGACUCCCGUGGCACAGAUCCCAUUCCCGGAAGGAGAUCCGACCCUCCUGGGAACGCUGCCCGCGGGGAGAAGGAGGGAGACAUUCCCGCAGGGAGCGCCGGCCAGCGCUGGGACAGCUGGGCUGAUGUCCUGGGGGAGAAGGAGGGAAGAGGAAAGGGGGGAAGGUGGUCUCUGGUUUUGGAUUUGGGGGGGCCGGGUUACAUGGACCGGCUCCUGGGACAGCGCUCCCCUCUCCUGGACUCCCGCGGGAUUCCGGAGCCCCAGAAGAACAUCACGUCUUUCCACGAGCUCGCCCGCCGGAGGAGGAGGAGCAGCAGCGGCUCGGCCAAUCACACCAUGGCUGGUGGCGGCGGGGAGCAAUCCGAUUGGCUCAUGGUUUUCUCCCCGGACACGGAGCUCCCUCCCCGGCCGUUCGGAAGCGGGAAUCUCCGGGCGGAGGGGACGGAAGAGGAGGGGGAGGAGGGGGAAGAGAGGAGGAGCAGCAGCAGCCCCCCAAAAGGAGGGACUCAGGUUGGAUCAAAUGUGAUCACCUUCAAAGAGCUGAGGCUCCGGAGCAGGCAGAGACAAAACUGGGGGUCCUGUUCCAGUGAUGACGGGGCGGUCCACGUGGAGCCGGAAGACCCCCCACCUUUCCCCAGUGCCUGGGACCCCUUCCCCGAGGAGGCCGGGGGUCCCGAACCCUCCGCGGCUGCCCAGCCUCCCCCGCCAGCCAUCAGCUUUUACUUCCAGAGUCAGACGCCACUGGCCAGGAGGCACUCCCGGCCAGCCCUGCAGCCAAUCGCAGAGGGAGCUGCGGAAGACGAUCCCCGCCCCUCGGGGACUCCGCCCGGCGAUGGCAGCCCCCGGGAAUCAGGGGGCGACGGAGAGGGGGAGAGAGGCACCGCGGAUGGAGGGAGAGGGAGGGAGAGACACUUUGCAGCAGUUUCUGCUCUCUCUCCCUACUUCCAUCGCCCUGAUCAGACCCACGCUGUGCUGCUCCCUCCAGUCCAGUACCAGAACCGACACCACCAGCAGCACCUGCUAUUCCACCACCCGUCCACCAGGGGGAGCCAGCUGCUGUCCAGCUCAGACGAGUCCACACCCUGGCUUCGUUAUCUCUCCGGGCAGCCAGGGGGCGCCCUCCUCUUCCCUGACCCCCUCUCCCCCCCCACCCCGCCUCGCCUCUCCCCGAUUGGCUCCUACUCGCCCCCUGUCAGGGCUGGCUUGCCCCCCCAGUGCACGGACCUGCCCAGUCUCUGCUGCACCUUCUUCCCCCGCAGCCGAACCCUGCCCAGCCUCCGGGCCUGCCCGGGGGGGCCCCAGGACGGGGGGCAGGGGUCUGGAGGGAGGGUCCCUGCAGCCGCCUCUCACACGGGCAGAACUCAUGAACAGCCCGUUCGCAGCCUCUCAUUCGCCGGACCGCUGCAGGUGGGUGGGACCCGGAUGGCUGGCUCCUUGAGGACCUCUCCAGGUGAUCAGGAGCUGCCUCUGCUGUGCCUGCAGCAGAAGAGCGCUCUGGUGAAUGCUGUCAGCUCUGCUGUUGAGGAGAUCCUAUCUCACUUCAGCUCGUCACGAACGCUCGUCCAGAAGGCGCAGUCGGGGGACAGCAGGUUGAACCCCUCUCUGGCCCGGCUGGUGCUCCAGGCCCUCUGCCCGGCUCUUCGCUCCCUGCUCUCCGACGGACUCAAGCCCUAUCAGAGUGACCUCAUCGUGGGCCGCAGGAGGAAUUCACCCUGGGGGCUGGUGGAGGCCUCCACACGACCAGGCCCCAGUACUCAAGGUCUUCACCUCCUCUCCUCCCGGCUCUGCCAGCUCCCUGAGCUUCGCAACACAAACAAGAGAUUCAACGCCUUCGUCUUUGGACUGCUCAAUCUAAAGCUACUGGAUCACUGGCUAUGA